GUAAUUUGGAUAUGGACUCCGAGAAGAGAAAAGAAUCGUUAAGAAGGCGUCCUUUUCAUUUGAUCCCUUUGCAAAGAAACCCAGAUUUCCAAAGGAAGCCGACUGCAAAAGACAGACUAACACCUCUCAUCAUAGUGAACACUGAGAAUGGCAUGUCUGGUGACAAAGCCUACAUCUCAGCCAAGCCAGAUUCCCAGAGUCAGUGUAAUAGUGUGAAUGAAAGACACCCCCUGAAAGAGAAGACGGAUGAAGCUGCCACCGCCUCCACUCAUUCUAUCGACUCUGAUUGCAUCCCCAUCUACUCCCGCACUGACUGUAUAUCUGGGUGUACCAAAGCCAGUGGAAAGACAGAACAGCAGAUGAAGGAUGUAAACCAGGGUGACAAUCUCUCUUGUCACUCCUUCAAUGAAGCAGACUUUCAGUCUGGAAGGACUUGUGACUCUGUCGAGGAUUCUUCGGAGCUUACAAAAACACCUGAGAAAAAGACACCUGCAUCUGUGCAGACUGCUAUCAACCCAGACAAGCUGCAGCGACACCGCCUUGUGCCUCUGUCCGUGAGUGCCUUGCAGACGGCGUGGGUCCCGGUUGAGGUGUACCCCCCCUUCCUACACGGGGAGAGGGAGAAGCAGGACCAGGAGGCCCAGUGGACCAGAGCCAGGGAGGAGACCCAGAGUAUGGUCCGACGGAACCUGGCCAUCCUAGAGAAGGAGCUGCUUGCAAGCUUUGGGAGAAUCUCCGAGGACCUGGCCACCAGGAAGCACCUGAAAGAGCUGUCCCGACCGGACGCUAAGAGCCAGAGACGAAGCCGGCUAGGAGGGUGCCUGAGAAGGUUGAGAAUUAAGUUGAUGGGGAGAAGGAAAGAGAGGGAGGAUUAUGAAGAGUUGGAGCGAACCGGCCCAGAGGUGAAAGCGCUCCUGCUUAUGGCGCAGAGGAACGGCAGCAACGCCGACCUUCACGUGGAGGAGCAGGAGAAGUGGGACAGCGACGUAGACAGGCUGUCCGAGGAUUGCAGGACCUGCAGUGAGCAGAUGAUGGAGAGCUUGCAAGAGUUGCUGAGCACCCUGCACAGUAACCAGUACUCUAAGGCAGAGAGGAAGCCCUCGACCCAGAGCUUUACGCCAGGGAGGGUUUAUGAACCCUGGUCCUCUAAGAGUGGCCUCUCUCCUCUUGUGACCUCGAUGCCCCAAUCGCAUCUGACCGUGCCAGAGCCCUCUCCUGUGGUCCCCUCCUUCUGGCACAAGGUCUCAGGGUCCCUGGCUCCUCCCACUCUGGUGGUGCCCUUCACCGAUAACAAUGUCACCAGAUCACAACCUCCGGCUCCUCCUGUGGCCCUCGUUCCCGUAGAGAACGUCCGGCAGUGUCCGAUUCCCCCCACCUUUGUGGCCCCCUUCACCAUAAAUGACAUCCCUGGGACGCCGUCCCAAUCUGAGACUCCACCCGCUGUGAAGCUCCGCCCUCCCCGCCCUAACACCAUCAUCACCGUGAGCUCUAACACCAGGAAGCUGCUCGCGGAGGGACCAGAUGAAGCCCGAGAGGAAGGCGAUGGGAAGAAGAAGAAGAAGAAAGUCAAGACCAGAAAGCAGAAGGGAGAGAAAGAGAUCCAAUCUCAACAAGUGGAGCACAGCAACUGUCCGCAGGUUGAGGAGAGUGACAGUCAGAGAGCGGGUGAUAGCCAGGGACAGAGUCUCAAGAAAAGGUUUGACCGGUGGCUGCUGUCUACAAGAUGCACCUCAAACUAAUGAGGCUGUUACCCACCCACUCAACCACCUAUAGCUACACCUGCAGGUCACAUGGGAUAUCAUAAAUACUUAUCUACAUAUACCCAAC
Messenger RNA from Osmerus eperlanus (European smelt), 1827 nucleotides. RefSeq lists its product as uncharacterized. The coding region runs from base 12 to 1739 and encodes 575 amino acids. NCBI's taxonomy places the organism in Eukaryota, Metazoa, Chordata, Actinopteri, Osmeriformes, Osmeridae. The transcript is spliced from 9 exons. The record is from RefSeq and is a predicted model, not a curated record.